Messenger RNA from Parascedosporium putredinis, 879 nucleotides. Lineage: Eukaryota; Fungi; Ascomycota; Sordariomycetes; Microascales; Microascaceae. The record is from the annotation of a GenBank genome assembly.
AUGGUGUUGCCCAGCAUCGCGGCCUUCGUCCAGCCGCCGACCCUGAACGAAGCCCUCUCUGGAAUUUUCGGGAGUAUCAGCUUAACGGCAUGGAUCUGUCUCCUAAUCCCCCAACUCCUCACCAACUACAAAGCUCAGAGGGCCGACGCCCUAUCAAUGGGAUUCCUCUUUAUCUGGCUGCUCGGUGAUAUCACAAACCUCUCAGGUGCUCUCUUCACCAACUUGGCGCCGACCGCAAUUGCCCUUGCAAGCUACUUUUGUUUGGCCGACAUCAUCCUCAUAAGCCAAGUCCUGUACUACAAUGCCAAGAAUGCCCGUCUAAACAAUCGCCGCGGCCGGCGAUCCUCCCGCGAGGACACGAUCUCACCCGACUCCACCGAGCACUCCCCUCUCCUUGGCCGGCGCCGAAGUACCUCUCUUGGUCUUCCCGGCUCUCAUCGCCGGGCCGCUACCCAUGAGGAGUCGACCCUUGACCCUCUUCGCAAAGUCAUCACUGGCGAAGACGAGACGCCGGACUCUAACCCCUGGCUCCAUAAUGCCCUCGGCCUGUUCGCCGUCUAUGCCGUGGGCACGCUUGGCUGGUUCAUCUCCUACAAGGCUGGUGCCUGGGACACGGAUCCCAACGUGGGCACCUCACCUCCUCUUGCCGAGGAUGAGCCUGCUUACCAGAUUGGAACCGUGCUUGGCUACAUAAGCGCACUUUGCUACCUCUGUGCUCGUGUGCCCCAGAUAAUCAAGAAUUACCGUGAUAAGUCAUGCGAAGGUCUUGCCCUGCUCUUUUCCUGCUUUCCAUUACUGGAAAUACCGCGUAUGGGCUCAGCCUUCUCACCUACUCCCAAGAACCCAAGUACCUCCUCACGGCGCUGCCCUGGCUUCUAG